CUCGCCAUAAAGUAUGGAAGCUUCUCUGAAAAUAGAAGUCCGUUGGCGGAAACAUUGGGAUGAACACCAACUGAUUCUAGAGAGAGAGAGUUUUUAGAUGAAAGUGGUAGAGAGAGAGAAUUGUGGGGAAAGGUUUGGGUAUUAAGGAAGGGAUUAGAAGGGUAGGGAGGGGGAGGAGGAGGACAGGAUAGAGGACGCUUUCUCUUUGUAAAAACUUCUUCCCGGUGACGGAUUCAUUCUCUCUCUCUCGCGCUCUGCCCCGUUGCCGUUCGUCCCCUGAAUGCCUCACCAGUGUUCAGGCACAUUGUGACGAUCUUUAAGCGGAGGAGCGAGGGGCUAAUAGGUCGUCGGAGAUGUAACAAAAUGGGUGCAACACUUGACAUAUUAGACAUUGUUUAUGCCCAUUUCCGACCUGAGAUGGCUAAUCUUCAAGGGAAGACUUAUUCUUUCAAAAUCCUAUAAAAAGCUGUCAAUCAUUGGCUUGCACUGCAGCCACUCUCACCUGCGUGACAUACCUGGAGAUGGCUGUAGUUGUCGAUCAAAAUCAUGGUUUCAAGCCGUUUGUCCGACCUCCAAGAUGCAGACUCCAAUCCUACUCUCAACUCGACCACACCAUGCUCGAAUUCACCCAAAACAGUCUUGUCCACUCCUUGAAACAAGCCGUCGAAGUCACUAAUAUCCACAGAAGCUUUUCUACACCAUGUCUGUCCCUUGGCACUAGACUGGAGGAAGAGUGCUCCUGUGAUGCUAAUCCAAGGAUUGAAAUUAUAUGUGGCCAUGGGGCCCCAAAAGUAUAUGCUCUUGUAGUUGAGGUUGCCAUAGCAAUGGCUUCUGGUGUCAGUCCUGUGCCAGCCACAAGUGGGCUAGGCGGUGCCUACAUUUUGCAUGGUCGAAAUGGUGAAGCUAUUGCUGUGGCAAAGCCAAUGGAUGAAGAACCUCUAGCACUUAAUAACCCAAAAGGCUUUGCUGGCCCUAUGCUGGGGCAACCUGGCAUGAAACGCUCCAUCCGAGUGGGUGAGACAGGCCUUCGCGAAUUGGCAGCUUAUCUCCUUGACCAUGGUGGCUUUGCUGGUGUUCCUCCAACAGCAUUGGUGAAAAUUUCUCAUGUUGCAUUCCAUGUAAAUAAUUCAGAAGCAAUUUCGGCUCCACCUUACAAGAUUGCCUCACUUCAACGCUUCGUGGAUCAUGAUUCUGAUGCAGGGGACUUGGGUCCCUCUGGCUUCUCAGUUGCUUCAAUCCAUCGGAUUGGGAUACUCGAUGUGAGACUACUUAAUCUCGAUAGACAUGCUGGGAACAUACUUGUGAAGCACGGGCAUGAGAGUUAUGCUGUUGGGGCUGCAGAGCUUGUGCCCAUAGACCACGGGCUUUGCUUACCCGAGUCACUUGACGAUCCCUAUUUCGAAUGGCUGCAUUGGCCUCAAGCAGGAGUUCCCUUUUCGGAUUCUGAAAUUGAAUACAUAUCCAAUCUCGAUCCAUAUAAAGAUGCAGAGCUGCUAAGAACUGAAAUUCCAUCUCUGAGGGAGUCUUCUAUUCGGAUUCUUGUGCUUUGCACAAUCCUUUUGAAGGGAGCUGUUGCUGCUGGUCUUUGUCUUGCAGAUAUAGGUGAGAUGAUGAGUCGAGAGUUCUGUGGGGGAGAAGAAAAAUUCAGUGUAUUAGAGAAUCUUUGUUUGCUUGCAAAGAAUUGCAUGAGUAGCAUGUCAAACAAUGGCAGUGGCAAUGAUGAUCAAGGCAAAGAAGAACUUGAAAUGUUUCAAUUUGACUAUGAAUGUGAGGAUAGCUCCAAUCAAGUCAUUGAACUUCCUAAACUCUUGCAGAGCCCUGCCAUGAUAGGUAAGCCACCAAAAUUUUCAUAUUCAAAAUCCAUGAGUGGAUUGCUUGAUUCAACAGCACUAUUGACUCCGUUAAAUGAGGAAUAUGAUCGCAAUGCAGGCAGCAUUUAUAUCGCGAAUGAUGGCAAGAACAAUGAUGAUGAUGAUGACAACAAUGAUGAUGACGGCGAUGGAAGUGAAGAUGAUCAUAAGUUGGGGUGCUUGAUGAAGAGCAUGAGUUUUUCUGUACCAAAUUGUAACCAUGAAAGUGAGAGCAUUUCUUUCGGGGAAAUGAUUGAAGAAGAAUGGGAAUUGUUCUUGGAGAGUUUUGAACAAAUUCUGCCUGAGGCUUUUGAAAGCAUAAAGAGCAUGGGCCUGUUGAAGCAAAGGUUGGGAACUUCUUGUAAGUUUUGAAGAAUGUUUAUGUUUGGAGAAUGAGAAAGUGUUGGUUUGUAUCAAAUGUGGAGAAACUGUACAUUAAUGGCCAAAGAAAUGCUGUAGAAUGUAAAUAUAUAAAUACUUUAGGGAAUGAAUGGAAAAGGGAUUGCUAGCUGCGAUCCUUUCCAUCUCACCUUCAAGUUUCUUUUUUUUUUUUU
Cornus florida is the source of this 2404-nucleotide messenger RNA. Its product is annotated as phosphatidylinositol 4-kinase gamma 8-like. The transcript is spliced from 4 exons. The record is from RefSeq and is a predicted model, not a curated record. NCBI's taxonomy places the organism in Eukaryota, Viridiplantae, Streptophyta, Magnoliopsida, Cornales, Cornaceae. The coding region runs from base 522 to 2222 and encodes 566 amino acids.